AUGGGUAGGGCCCCCCCUUUGAUUGGGGGAAGCAAACGAAAGCGAAUGCAAAAAUUAGGCACAUCAAUUCUUGAAAUAUCCAAAUUUGGGAAGCCCCCGUGGGGUGGUGAUAUUAGGGGGCCCGUCCGUGCAAUCGAUGACACCGACGUGUGCUGUUGCAGUGGAGAUCAGGUUCUCGCUGCUUCUCUCACUCCAAAGAGAUCCCUAGGCCCAUUAGCCAAGGCUACAACAGCGACAGCGACAGCAACAGAAACAGGGAUAAAAUGGUUGUCUGCCCUUGCUAGAAGAGAGGCCGACUGGCCCUCUUGCUUUUUGAGGGCCCCCAACGCUUGGGCCCCUGCUGGGGCUAGGGAGCAUCUCCGUACCACACGGCUCGUUGUAACUAAUGAGCAGAGUACCACCCCCUUCAGGGGGUAUUCUGGAGAACCAACUGCCCCCAAAUCUCUGGGCUUCGGGCGUACGUGCAGACAGAAGGCAGAACGUGUGUUGUUUUUGUUCUCGGAGCUGGGACCCCAAACGACUGAGGAGCUGCUGGGGUCUCUCUUGUUGCUGGAGGAGACCGCUGAUUCCGAGGGGAGGAAGCACAGUGCCAUCUACCUGCAUAUACACUCCACGGGAGGGUCGCUUACUCAUGCUUUGGCCGUCUUAGACCUCAUGCAGAUGAUGUCUAGCCCAGUCUAUACCGUAAACUGUGGCUUAUGCGCCUCCUCUGCUUCUCUGCUGCUGGCGGGCGGGGCUCCAGGUCACCGGUAUGCCUUGGGUGGCAGCAGAGUGCUCCUGCACCUUCCCAUGGGGGCCCUUGCCGGUCCCCUAAACGACCUCCUCACAGAAGCGGAUGGCGUUAAAAGAGUUAAGGACCAAGUGGAACGGCUCUACGGGUGA
Messenger RNA from Cyclospora cayetanensis, 882 nucleotides. Its product is annotated as ATP-dependent Clp protease proteolytic subunit. NCBI's taxonomy places the organism in Eukaryota, Apicomplexa, Conoidasida, Eucoccidiorida, Eimeriidae. Bases 1 to 882 code for a protein of 293 amino acids. Gene Ontology annotation, biological process: protein quality control for misfolded or incompletely synthesized proteins. Gene Ontology annotation, cellular component: endopeptidase Clp complex. The record is from RefSeq and is a predicted model, not a curated record. The transcript has 5 exons. Gene Ontology annotation, molecular function: ATPase binding; ATP-dependent peptidase activity; serine-type endopeptidase activity.